AGUUGACUUGAUUGAAGCUUCAAGUGAUCGCAUAUACGAUCUAUAUAUCUUUAACGCUUCUAGUCACCUUUGGACUUAUUGUGAGUCUGAAAUAUUAUUCCGUUUACAUGACGAGGCUAAUCGAGUCUCUCGAGCAAUGUUCUUCGAUUCUUAUCCCACGUGUUGUUUAUAUACGUUUUACAAUUUAUUUACGCUCGGAGACGAGGCAUGAUUUUGACAGUCCGAAUGUUAAUCGACAUCGGGAGUACCGUGAUGCAUGCCUCCGACCUUAAGUCGGUCGCUCGGACAUUCCUCGGAGGGAAGCGAAGAUGGUGCACGGCGAGGAGGAGGAGGAGGGACGACGAAAGAGGCGGCGAGGAAGAGUCGUGGCCCAUUUCUUUUAGAAGGGAAACGAUGAUUACAGUUAAGCCGUUAUACCUCCGCGUACGUCUCGGUCGCUCGCUCAGUUUUCUGUGGAGCGGCAUUCCUGACCGGCGUCUCACGUCACAGCUGGAAAUCCUCGUGAGAAACCUGCACCUCGGUGUAGCGGCUGUGUGGCAACCAGCUUCUCGCUGUCCUCGCCUCGCCUCGCCUUGCACACGCCACGGCCAACCCUUUUACGGCACUUUUCUCACCGGAGACACCGGAGACGUCGAGGAGGAGCGAAGACUGGAGCAGUUAAAGAGGGCGACGGACAGAAUACAAAGGGAAAUCGAAGAAGUUACCGAGAGGGAGCACGAGCUGCGGAACGUGGGCAGCAUUAAAACCACAUCCCACGAGACGGUAGACUGCAAGGUGCGCCGUAUGCCACAGGCCCUGGCCUCGGGCAAACUGAAGAGGACAACGUCCACGCCGCAGAUACUGGAGGCAGUCAGCCCGACGUCGCUGUCGCCAAACUUGACGCCAAAGAUGACGAACGGUGUGAUAUCUACGCGCACCACGCCGACGCCGCUGCGCUUCGCGACCACGCCGAGCCAGAGGGGUCUGAUGCACAGGUUCCUGGCCACGCGGGGAAAAAUCUACAAGAGCAAGUCGCCGAACAACGACAGCUUGAGCUCCCCCGUAACGCCCAACAUCACGCUCAAUCCUCUGAGUAUCAAGGCCUUCAACAGAACGCUGGAGAUACCAUUGGAGCCGGACGACGAGCCAAAGAAGCCGUUAACGAGGAAAGGAUACGUUCCUGUCGAGCAGAAGAUUCAAAAGGAGCUACAUGACAUGAGAGAACGAGAGAACGAAUUAAGAUUGAUGAGAUCGCAGAUGUUGGCAAAGUCGCAGCCGAAUCUACUUGAUAUAGGAAACGAUAAUGAUUCCGACAUUUACGACGGCUCGAGCUCUCUCAGAAGCGGCGCUUCCACUAACACUUUGAACGAGGACGAAAUCGAGAGAGAACACAAGGGAAAGCACAAGCCUAGUCCACGACGUCGUAACACGCUCAUCGCGCAAUGGGAAAAUCUGAUAGCUGCCAAGAGAGAAUCUAUCGAGAAUAACAACGAGAAAGACAGCUUCUGAAAGUUCUACAGCUGCUUUGCAGAUAGCAACGCUGUCUUUGACUUUAUCCUAUCGGUAUUCUAUCUAAACGAUCGAUUGUAAAUUAGUGAUAUUUAAUAUUAAAAUAUAACAGUUAGCAAUUAACUGUUUCUACUGUAACAAGAGCGUUGCUCCGUCUUUCUUGAAGCACAUCUUAAACGGAUAUUUUCUUGUUUUUUUUUAUCUUGUUUUAUAUAGUUUAUUUACGAAUGAACAAUUUUUUUUUAAUAUACUUGUUUGAAUAUUUAUGCGUUAAUUAGAGUUUAUACCGUGUCGCGGCUGCGUGUUUUUUCAGUAUUAAGUUGCUGGCUAAAUGUCAUUAAAACGCAACUGCUUGUGAAAUUGAAGAAUCUUAAGAAAGUAUAGGGCACACAUUUUUGUUUCAUCGUUAUUGAUGGAUUGGAUGACAUGAAUAAAAUAUGUAAAAUAUUUUCACUCGCGAGCGACUGAAAUUUUUGUACGUUAAUCGCGUACGUUAAUCAUAUUAAUGUAACUUUGCGGGUGUAAAGUGCUUAAUAUUAUAAUCGUUAGCUCAUUCGAUUAGGACAUGUGUAUAGUAUUACAUAUAUGUGUAUUAAAUAAUAAUUAGUCGUAAAGAUGGUUAAGAGAUUCGACGGAUAUCUGCAUGUGAAAAAUUCAGUUGUAAUAAUAAUAUCGAAUAAUAUUAUAUUGAAUCGA
Wasmannia auropunctata (little fire ant) is the source of this 2184-nucleotide messenger RNA. RefSeq lists its product as uncharacterized. The transcript is spliced from 5 exons. The record is from RefSeq and is a predicted model, not a curated record. Bases 208 to 1488 code for a protein of 426 amino acids. Lineage: Eukaryota; Metazoa; Arthropoda; Insecta; Hymenoptera; Formicidae.